AAUCACUGAAAAACAAUUAAUAAAUUAAAGAAAAUCUGAAAAGCAAACAUAUUUCUAAUAAAUUUACAUAAAAAUCAAAAGAAAUUUCAUAGGAAAUAAAACACAUUACGUGAUGUAAAAAAAUAUGGUGCAACAUAACAUCUAUACAGUGAAGUGAGAAAAAGAAAAAACAACAUAAAAAAAUUUUGUGAUGAUGAAAAAAAAACGAGACACAACGGGUGGCGACUACAGUAAAAAUUGUAUAAAAAAUUAGAGAAAUAUUUUAUUGAAAAGUAAUAAAUUAUAUAAAAUUAAAUUAUUUGCAAAGUGUAAAUGAAAAAUUGUGUUAAAUAUUUUGGGUGUUUUUAUGUUUUUGUUGAACUUUAAAAACACAGAAUCAACAGUGAGUGAGUGUUUUAUUAUUUUUGUUCUUAUAUUUUUUUGAGGUUGGUUAAGACAAGGUGUACCUACACAAAACAAAACACAACCAUUGUAUGUACCAUAUAAUAAUAAUAAUACUACAGUGAAAAAGAAAUGAUGAAUACAUAUAGUUAGUAUAUGUAUGUACAACAAAAACAAAAUAAAUAAAAACAACAACUACUGCCAUGCAUAAAUACAUAUGUAUGCUCUUAAAAAGAUGAGACAAUUUUUAGAAAAAUAAAACAAAUCAACAAAAAAACAAUAAUAAUAACAACAUCAACAGCAGCAGCUAAAGCAAGUGCAAGACAAUUUAUACAUCACAACAAAAACAUCAUUCCUUUAAAGCAAAUUAAGAAGAACAAAAUAGAAAAUUAUUGUUGUAUCACAGAUUGUUUUGGGGUCUCAUACACACAAACUAUACAACAACGUAAAAGAUCAAGAAAAACAAAAUAAAUAAAUAAAAAUAUAAACAACCAUUCUGCUGGCUGAAUUGUGUCAAUCUUCUAAAAGAAUUUAUGUGUAGGAGUAACGCCAACAACUAGCCAAGCAUACCCCACAUAAAUAGUUGAUGAUUCCUAUAUUGAAACUAAAGCAACCAAAGCUAUAAUAUACAUUAAAAGCCGGACAGACAGACAGAUAGCAGGCGUAUAGACAUACAGACAGACAGCUGUAAAAGAGGAUCAAAUCUUGAAAGAUAUUUAAAUAAAAAGAGACACACACUUACUCUCUCUUUAUUUUCUCUUACUCUUGUAAUUGGAAUUUAUUUUUUAUUAAUUUUUAAUUUGUUGGAGUAGCGGUCAAUAGCAACAAAUAUAAUAAUGGGUGGCAAUAGUACGGCUGCUUUUAGCAUUGGCGGUUACAUUGGUGGCACUGGUGGUAGUAGUUUAGGUGGCAGUUCUGCUGGAGCGGUAGGUGGCGCCGUUGCAUCUGAUUUAAUUCCAAGUACCAGUAUGUUGAAUUCAACCUCUUCCGGUAUACCCUAUACGUGUGGUACUAGUUGGGAAGAGUUUUCCGAUCGUCAUGCUCGUGUUGCCGCUGCCGAUUUUGCCAAAGCUUGCAUCAAUUAUAUAAAUGGCAGCUUAACGCCCGAAGAGGCACGAAAUCUAUCACAUCGUAAUUUUGGUCAAAAGUUUUUGGAAUCAUUCGCUGAACACUUUGAAAAGGAAUUCUUUCGUAGGCGUAAUAAUUUAAAAGUAAGUACAAUGUUCUGCACAGAACUAGGAUAG
This is a messenger RNA of Lucilia cuprina (Australian sheep blowfly), 1625 nucleotides long. RefSeq names its product SH2B adapter protein 1-like. Gene Ontology annotation, cellular component: plasma membrane. Gene Ontology annotation, molecular function: transmembrane receptor protein tyrosine kinase adaptor activity. Bases 1218 to 1625 code for a protein of 135 amino acids. The transcript has 2 exons. Lineage: Eukaryota; Metazoa; Arthropoda; Insecta; Diptera; Calliphoridae. The record is from RefSeq and is a predicted model, not a curated record. Gene Ontology annotation, biological process: intracellular signal transduction.